GGGGGGAGAAGACAUUUAAGUCUAUUGUAAACCUUGUUUUAUCGUAUUUUUUUUUUUACAUUUUGGCAAUUGUAUGCCUUUUAUAGAUAACUAAACUUCUGUCAUGAAACAGGUAAAUAUCCUAGAAAUAAUUACCAGAACUGUGAUGAGUUUAUCGACAUGUUGUAGAUAUUCUUAUGGGCACCAAUUGCGCCUAAUAAAAAAAAAUAUAACAAAAAAACUGACUUAAGAAUUCAAGCAAACAUACAAAUUAUUCCAACAAAGACACUAACAAAAAAGGUUAAAUAGAUAGUACAAUAACGUCAAAAACAAAAGUGUUUGUCGUUGAUAGUACAUACCGUAUAUAGUAUGUACAUUUUCUCGAUGAAGUAAAAAUGAAGUAAAUAUAAAUACAAAGGUACAGAACAUAGAAACAACACUGUAAAAAACAUUUUAAGGUGAAGUAAAGUAGUCUUGUUCCUGUAUUGUUAAGAAUCACAGUUUAGUGAAGUACAUUUCAUUGAUAAAUUUUAAACCACUGGUCGUAAUCUUGAUGACAUAUUUGCUUAAAAAAAUCAAGAAUUCUCUAAUAAGACUGCGGAUAUGUAUCCAAUAGAACCUACUUUAGAUCAACCUAAUAUAAACAGCAAUAACUCUUAUGAACUCCAUAAGGAUCGAGACCAGGUGUGUUGACAAAGUAAGCGUGACGUGCGAUUCAACACUCAGUAAAAAAAUGUCUAAAUCGGGAAUAGGAAACAAUCGGUACAAUUAUAGCUCAGACAACUUUUAUCAUAUCUUAAUAUCGAUGACUGCGAAAACACGUCGCUGGUUAGUUGAAACACAGACAUAUCAUAUCGGUCAACUAAUUCGAAAAGGUGACUGUGAAAUGUGGUUCAGUGGUUCUUCCUUAUAACUCUGUUGGAGCAUUUUUGUGUAAAAUUAAAAUUGCUUAUAAUAAUUAAAUCCACAUCAUAUGUACUCUGUUGAAUCGUUUUUUCAUUUGUAAUCCUACCAUAAAUCCUUACUUUAUAUACGGUAUCGAUAUUGAUCACCUUUGAAUCAUGAACCGGUAACCUAUAAUUGCUUAAAUCUAGGUAAUUUUGUAUAUCGUGGAUAGUUAUGUCAUAGGAAAUCAUAUCAUAUCUAUUUAUAUUUAGAUACAAAUUGACGGAAACUGACAAUACACUAUUCCAAAGUAGUUAAACUUUUUGACAUUUUUGACAUUUCUAGCAUUGAUUUAAAAACAUAUAAUCAAAACAAGUGUUUUAAUUGUAAAUACAAUGUAUUGCAUAAUAAUUAUAAUAAUCAAGAUAUACUUAUAAGAAGGGAAUUGGCAAUCAACUCAUUAUAGGAGUUAUGAAUUAACUGUUAAUAAAAUGUUGUAUUCGUAAACCUUAAGUAUUUUUUACCUAAAUGAAUUUACUUCUUUAGCAAUUAUUUGGCACAAUUUUGUGGAAUUUUUGGGUACUGUAUUUAAUGCUCUAACUUCGUUUUUAAUUUGGCAUUCCAACUUUUUUUAUUCGAGUUGACUGUAGAAUCUGGCGAACCAAAUUAUCAGCUUAGUAUCUUUGAGUAAUUUUUAUGGUAGUUUGACUGUAAUUAUAUGACAUGUUUUUGUUUUUUUAUGACAUUUUUUUGGAAAACUAAAACAUUUAUUAUAAAUACAGAGAAACUGUAAACAACAAUAUUGAUCAGCAAAACAAGAUCUUUUAUUAAUAAACAUCGCAAAAUCAAUUUCUUAUAUAAGUUAUUUCCCUUCAAUAAUGGUUUUUGCCCGUUUCUGAGUUUUUGUUAAACAUUUUGACUUGUGUCCUUGUUAACAUUAAUUGAAGUUGAAAUAUAGCUUCAGGUAAACUGUCCUUCUCAAUUUUUUUUCUUUCAUGAAACUAAGGAAAACAAGGGAAUACUUGAUAUUCUGAAGGAAGAAAUUGAAGAUCAUAUUCCAAAACAUAUUCGAGCUCAACAUCGACAAGAAAUAAGCGAAUGGGAACAAGACCAAACUACUUUUGUUGAAACCAGAGCAACACGUCACAUACUGGGUUGUUUACCAUUAAAUAACUGUAUUGUUGUGACAGGGAGCUCGGGUUGUGGUAAAUCUGCAAACAUACACCAUACAGCCUUACACUUACGUGACAGUUUUGGAUAUGAGAUAAUACCUGUUUCAAUAGGACCAACAGACAUUCUUAAUUAUUAUAAUGAAAACAAAAAUCAAGCGUUCGUUGUUGAUGAUAUUUGUGGAAAAGAAACAAUCAACGAACAGGUAUUAAAUUUGUGGAUCCAUUAUUCAGAAAAAGUGGAGAAAAAUUUUAAAAUUGCAGAAAGAGAUGUUGCAAAUAAAAAUGAUGACACUGAUUCAAAGUUAUCAAGUCCAAAAUUACUGAUUUCUUGUAGAUUGCAUAUAUAUAAAGACUCACAAUUUCAACUUUUAACGUCGCUAACAGGACAGGAAUGCAAUUUAUUGUCAUCAGAGUUGUGUCUACUUCAAGAAGAAAGAAUGUUUAUAGCGCAAAAGUACAUUCCAGAUGACAUAAUUAACAAUGCAAUAGAAGUCAUGGGAGAUGUGGAUUUCUUUCCAUUGCUCUGUAAAUUGUCAAACAACAAAUCAUCUGACGAAGUUAUACAACAAUUUACAGCUCCUGUGGAUAGUAUUACAAAAAACAUAAAGCACAUCAUUUCUUCAAACAGUAGCCAAUUUUGUGCUUUUAUCCUCUGUAUCAUAUUCUAUGAUGGAUUCGAUACAAAUUGGCUAAAAUUAAAAACAAUUCCAGAGAAAAUAAAAUGCAAACUUGAAGACAUUGUUAAGGAGUUUGAGAUUGACAUAUUUAAAGAACUGUCAAGAAACGCUUUAAAAUGUGGUUUUACUACAUUAGAUGGAACAUACUUAAAACAAAGAAAUACAGAGUAUAGAAUCAUACACGACAAAAUAUAUAAAAUGGCAGCUGUAAUCUGUGGUCAGCGCCUUACAGAGUGUUUUUUAAAACAUGCUCCAUCUAUAUUUAUACGGGAUCAUUUUAUAAUUAAAUCUAUAACAGAAGACAAGAAAACUGAUGAUCUAAUUACAUUAUCGGAAGACAUUGAGGAAGAAUAUUUUGAAAGAUUGUUACGUGAUUUAAAAGAGUUUGUUAUUACUAGUACAUUCCAUAACAAACAAUUGAUUUAUCAGUCGUUUAGAGAUAAAUUAAUCAAUUUUUUGAGAAAAAGUCACGAAGCAAAAGAUAUAUUUAAGACGCUAGAUACAAAAUUGUGCGAAGUAAAAGGAGCAGAUCAUGAACAAUUAUUUCACACGACACCUUUAAUCGAAUCAGCAUCUUGUGGGUACUUUGAUAUAGUUAAUUUUCUGAUUGUUACCACUCAAUGUAACGUCAACAAGGAAGACUACAGAGGAAGGUCACCUCUAUAUAAAGCUGCUGAAAGGGGAAAAUCGGAUGUAGUUAAACUGUUAUUGGAAAACAAUGCUGAUGUCUUUCAUUGUAAUAUUGAUAGAGAGUCACCAUUGUAUGUGGCAUGUCAAAGAGGCCAUAUAGAUAUAGCGAAGCUGUUACUGUACUUCAAAGCUGAUGUUUCGCAGUGUAACAAGCUUGGGAAGUCUCCAUUGUACGUUGCCUGCAGAGAAGGACAUAUAGAUAUAGUGAAUCUAUUACUGCAGAGCAAAGCUGAUGUCUCUCAAUGUACCAUGCAUAAAAAGUCUCCCUUAUAUGUGGCAUGUGAAGGAGGACAUCAAGAUACAGUGCAAUUGUUACUUAAGUACCAUGCUGAUGUGUCUAUGACUAACAGGUGGAAAUGGUCUCCAUUAUUUGUUGCAUGUAAAGGAGGACAUAUAGCUACUGUGAAAAUUUUAUUGCAGAACAAUGCCGAUGUCUCUCUUUGUAAUAAAAGUGGCUGGUCUACAUUGUAUGUUGCUAGUGAAGGAGGAUAUACAGAUAUAGUAAAACUUUUGCUGCAGAACAAUGCCAAUAUAUCUCAGCGUAAUAAAAGUGGUUGGUCUCCAUUGUUUGUGGCAUGUAAAGGAGGACAAACAGAUACAGUGAAACUUUUGCUGCAGAACAAUGCCGAUGUCUCUCUGUGUAAUAACUGUGGUUGGUCUCCAUUGUAUGUGGCAUGCGAAGGAGGACAUACAGAUAUAGUGGCAAUGUUAUUGCAGAACAAUGCUGCUAUAUCUACACGUAACAAUUUGGGAAAUACUCCUUUGUAUGUGGCAUCUAAAGGAGGACAUACAGAUACAGUGAACAUUUUAUUGCAGAACGAUGCUGAGAUAUCUCUUUCUAAUAAAAAGGGGGAUUCUCCAUUGCAUGUGGCCUGUGAGGAAGGACACACAGAUACAGUGCAUCUUUUACUGCAGAACAAUGCCGAUGUCUUUCUGUGUAACAGUGAAGGAGAGACUCCAUUGUUUUUGGCGUGUAAACGGGGAAAAACAGAAACAGUGAAACUAUUACUUCAGAACAAUGCCAAUGUAUCUCAGUGUGAGGCAAGUGGUGGGUCUCCAUUGUAUGUGGCAUGUAAAGGAGGAUACACAGAUACUGCAGAACUUUUACUUAAAAAUCAUGCUGAUGUCUUUCUGUGUAAUAGUCAUGGAGACUCUCCAUUAUUUGUGGCCUGUGAAAGAGGAAAAAUAGAUACCGCGAAACUGUUAAUCCAGAACAAGAGUGAUGUAUUUCAUUGCAACAACGAUGGAGAGUCUCCAUUGUAUGUAGCAUGUAAAAGAGGACAAAGAGAUACAGUAAAACUUUUACUUCAGAACCAUGCGGAUUUAUCUAAGUGUAAGUUAGGAGAACCACCAUUGAAUGCGGCUUGUGAAAAAGGAUAUACAGAAACAGUUGAACUUUUACUUCAACACAAUGCUGAUGUCUCUCAUUGUUCAAGAAACGGUAAGUCUCCAUUGUAUGUGGCCUGUGAAGGGGGACAUACAGUAACAGUGAAUCUGUUACUUCAGCACAAUGCUGAUGUCUCUCAGUGUGAGAUUAAUGGUGAGUCUCCAUCGUUUACGGCAUGUAAAGGAGGAUAUACAGAGAUAGUGGAAGUGUUACUACAGAAUAAUGCUGACAUUAAUCAAUGUAACAGUAAUGGAGAUUCUCCAUUGUAUGUCGCCUGUUUAUCAGGAUAUACAAAUAUGGUGAAAUUUUUACUUCAGAACAAUGCUGAUAUUACUCAUUGCAACAAUGCCGGAAAGUCUCCUUUGUAUGUUGCCUGUGAAAGAGGACACCUCAAUACGGUAGAGAUGUUACUUCAAAAUAAUGCUUAUGUUUCACAUUGUGCCAGUAGUGGGGCGUCCCCAUUGUAUGCGGCCUGUAAAGAAGGUCAUCGAGCUAUAGUGGAACUGCUACUUCAGAACAAGGCUGAUGUCAGUCAGUGUGAAUUAAAUGGACAAACACCUCUACAUGCGGCUUGUACAUUUUACAUGUUUCAUUUGAAUAAUCCUGAGAAACGUAAUGAAUCAUUCACAAUUGUAAAACUAUUAAUCGAAUGGAAUGCAACAGUUGAAAUGCGUAAUAAGAAAGGCCAGACACCACUUGAUAUUGUCCGUGAAUCAAAGUGCAAGGACAUUGUAAAUCUUCUUGAGAAAAAUCUCCGUUUGAAAACAUUACAAUAAACCCUACUUUCUUAGAUAUUUUGACAACUGGAAAAAAGAAGUACCAACAUAAAUGUUGUAAACAUGUUAAGAUAGGUUUCCGUUAUUCUAAUUAUGUGCAUUAAAGGACCUGUGUUGAUAAUGUAGGUUUGAAUAUGCAUGUCAAGCUGGUAGUUUGUUAGCAUACGCCGUUUCUGUUCAUUUAUUUAUUUGUCAGUAUGUGCAAAGAGAGUAUGACAUGUUUAAAAAUAUUUCCUGUCUGGAAUUGCAUUAAUUGUGCCUAAUUGAUCCGUACUUACAUGUAAUGUGAGUAACUGGUUAGUAUACGAAUGGAGUGACAGUAAUGAAAUUAUCUACACCUAAUUUAAAGUAUAUUUUGAUACUAGAUGAUUGUCUAAGGUGGGUAUAUAUAUAUUAUAUAUUAACUACUGUCUUCGUCUGUAUACAUUUACGUUUUAACAUAAUACGGCGAAGAUUAAUAUCAUAUUCAUAUCAUUCCGAAAACAAUUGGAGUACAAUUGUAAAUACAUGAACACUUUGUAGAGAGGAAGAACAUUUUUUUUCUGGGCGCUAUGGAAUCCGUGGGAAGUACUGUUUAUCAAUACAUUGUUUGAUCUAUGUGACAUUUACACGAUAAUAAUCGUUACUUAGAAAUAAUAAUUGAUGCAUUUCACCUUACGGUAAAACAUAGUUUUGAAAUAACAAUGCAAUCACUAUCCUCUCUUUUGAAUUUGUGAAUUUUAGUUAUCUAUUUGGCAAUGAGAAAUUGUGUCAUUUCUACCUGAUUUUGCAUUUGUACUUUUAAAGUAAAUGUAUUUUGUUGUUUUUUUUUUAAAUCGUUUGUUUGUAUACAUUUUUGUGUUUGCUUUAUUCACUUAACCUCGAGUCAAGUAAACGACCACCUUCAAAGUUAAUUAUUUGUGGUAGUUUUAUUUUUGUGUAUCAACGUCUUUCACCGAGAAAAAAAGCGAAAUUAAAAACUACAAGCAAUAUUUCAGUGUUUUCAGAAUCAAUGUUAUGUAUAACAAGUAAACAUUAUAGCGUUUUUUGUUGUUAAUUUUCGCUUAUUUUAGCGGAUGAACCAGAAUUAACAAUUUUUAGAAGUAUAAUUGAAUAUGUAUGAUAUGUCCCCUUUUAUUACCUUAUGAAUGUUAUCUUUCCAAAAUAAAAAAGUUUACUUACUAUCAUAAUGCAUGCUUAUUCAAAGACCACUUUUUUAUCAAAUAAAAGAACUUUCGUAUUUCUUUAUUCAUAUAAAAACUUUAUAAUUGAUUUAUAAAUAUAUUUCAGUGUUUUUCGAUCCGUUUUAGAACCUUUAGAUAUAGCACAGAUCAGUUUUGUCAAAAUAGUUCGCAGAAAUUUGGAAUCUGCAAAAAUACAAAACACUGACAUUUUUCACCCACAAAAAAUAACCCGUUAAACGUCAUUUGUUUUUUUUAUGUCGAGAGUAAACUUCCUACAAUGACGAUUGCCAUUUGUAAUUGUUUUAAUAUUCGAAGUGUGAAUCAUUUUAUAAUGCAUGGCAUGUUGAUAGCAUCUAAGAGUUGUAAAGAUGUAAAAAAAAAAUAUGUGGUAUGAUUUCAAAUGAGACAACUCUCCACCAGAGACCAAAUGAGAAACAAGUUAACAACUAUGAAGAUGGUCUAUUUUAGAAAUGACGUUUGUAUAAUAAACUCAUCACAGAUAUCAGGCCUAGCUUUGUGUACGCCAGAGGCGCAUUUCGUUAUUUAUAUCAAUUGUUGAGGUAUGCACGAAGUACUGAGGAUUUAUUUAUUUUCGUGGGUAUCAAUUUUCGUGGAUUGCUGAAAACUUGCCUUUUCGUGGAUAUGUGAUUUCGUGAUUUUGCCAAAGUCUGCAUACAACAUAAUAGAAAUUUUGUAAUUCGUUGAACAUUUAAAUUCGUGGUUCACCUGUACCCACAAAAACCACGAAAAUUGGUAUUCAAUGAAUAAUAAUGAAUCCACAGUUCUAGUUUGUAUAUUAAAAGUUUUUGUAACAGAUAUAAACAGACUAUAUAUCUCUGUAUGGUUUUUUCUCAUACACUAUUGUAAAUAACUUUCCUCUGUACAUCUACAGUAAUUUAUUUAAAAUAGAUUUCUUAUUGUGUGCCUUUGAUAUAUAAUAACUGCUUUUUGUGAAAACAGGGAUAUUGGCUGAUUACGGAAAUAUUAAUUUAUGAAAGAACUAAAAUUACUUGUAUAUGACUGGAUUGUUGAUUACUGGUUACUUUACGUCCGAGGAGAAUUAUUUCAUGACGAGAACAAAUUAUCAAACAUUCAAUAGACAGGUUCUGUAUCAAUUUUGACCAGCCACUGAAAAAUAAGUGUAUAGAUAUAAGAAGAUUACAUAGGGGCAGAACACAUACACUGUAAAGACCUCUAUAUUCUUUAUACGAGGCAACGGAUCCCAUAAAGACUGGAUGUAGCUCUGUAUUUAUACAUCCCGUGCAGUUAAUUGGACACCUUACUUUAGCCAUGGUUUUUCUGUCACAAUUGGAGAGGUCCCGGUGACCACAUUUCUAUACGCAAGUCAGCCUAGUGAUUGUAUACCUUUAUUUAUCUACAAGAGUUAGUUUUAGGAUGUUCGCUACUCUGUUUCAAAAUAACAAGCUUUUUGAAAGACUAUAAUAAAUUGAUAGUAUAUACAUAAAGGAACUUAAAAAGCAGAUAAAAAUUAAGGGUCCAUGUGCUUGUUUUUGAGACAUAAGCAAUUGGAAAUUUGGCGGGAAAUGAUUCUCCCUAGAUUUUUUAUAGAUUUAACAUUGGCACCUUUUUUCUUUUAAAAACUAUGAAAAAAUAACAAUGAUUUUAUAACAUUUUGAAAUAUGGCUUUUUAAAUUUUUUGUAAUGAUAUUAUGAAAAGAAAAGUAGGGGUUAUAGGGCAAAAUGUUUUUAAUGGCACUACAUGGAUAAAACCAGAGGGUUCUGGCAAAAAUUCUAAAACAAGAGAAGCGAACAUCCUUAAAUUUUCAAAUUAUGAUAUAUCAUCUUGAAAAAAUUGCUUAUCGUUGACUUCAAAUUGAUGAAAAUCAAGCAUCUACUUUGUAUUGUAUAUUUAAUGUAUUUUGAUAAUUCUUUUGUUGUUGUAAUUUAAUAUAUAAGAAAGACAUUGGUCAAUACUCAUAUGUUGAAAUUAUAUUCAUAAUAGUAUACUUUAAUCUGUAUGUUGUAGUAUACUUUUAUCUGUUUGUGGUAAUACUCUUCUAUCUGUUUUUUGUGAUAUACUUGUUUAUGUUUAAUGUCAUAUACUUUCAUAUGUGUGUGGUAAUAUUUUUUAGUUGUAAUAUACUUUCAUCCACUAUAUCAUGUUUAUUGUGUCGCACUUGUGUGACUUUUCUGUUUAUUUUCUGAAUACGAAUGGUGUCGUUUUAAUUUGCUAUAAUACAAUAAUACAUAUAAUAUAUGUCGUCUUUCAUUUUUUUUAUUAUCUAUUUCUUUUGAUAGUUUUCUUUGUUUUUAUUCGUUUCGUUUCGUUUCGUUUUGUUUUUAUAUUUAUUUAUUUUUGAAAUAUUAAUCAAAAGUUCAUUUACGUGAAAAGAUUGAAAAGAUAUUUAGUGAUACUGACUUUUGUAUAUCGAUGAGCAUAGAUUGAAUUAAUGUAGUCUUUAAUUGAUGGAUUAACAAUUGAAAUUCCAAUUACUUAUACUACAUCCUGUGUUUUCAAUCUAUAACUGUAAUUUCUUAUUGUUUGUAUAGUAAUUUUUUAAAAAUUUCUUUGGAAAUAAAAGGAUUUGAUAUACUGCACUGUGACAAUACUUGCUUAUUUUGUUGAUAAUCUAUUUCGCGGUUGAUUAGUAAUAUCAUAACUCUAUUCAUUUGUUACAAUAGAAAUUUGAACCAGGCGUAGAUAUACCAGUAGAAUAUUUUCAUUAUCUUGUAUGUUGUUGAUCAUGAUGUGUCAAAACGAAUAAACAAUUGUUUUUCCCAGAAAAGUCACAUAGUUACAAAUAACAUAUCUGCUUCUUAAAAUUGAAAGUAAUAUGUCAUAUUUUCAAAUGAAAAAACACCAUUGGCAAUUCUUAAUUUUUCAAAAAUAUAAAUGAAAUGAUGUUGUAAUGACUUUCUAUUAACGUAUAUGCUAUAUAUGAUUUAAUUCACUAUUUUAAUC
Molecule: messenger RNA, 9652 nt
Organism: Mytilus californianus (California mussel)
Lineage: Eukaryota; Metazoa; Mollusca; Bivalvia; Mytilida; Mytilidae
Product: ankyrin repeat and KH domain-containing protein 1-like
Exons: 3
Coding region: 2474-5566 (1030 amino acids)
Biological process (GO): protein localization to ciliary inversin compartment
Cellular component (GO): ciliary inversin compartment
Molecular function (GO): protein binding
Source: RefSeq, a predicted model, not a curated record